Molecule: messenger RNA, 1470 nt
Organism: Fonsecaea erecta
Lineage: Eukaryota; Fungi; Ascomycota; Eurotiomycetes; Chaetothyriales; Herpotrichiellaceae
Exons: 2
Coding region: 1-1470 (489 amino acids)
Source: RefSeq, a predicted model, not a curated record
AUGUCCUCCUCAGAAAUUACGCCUGUAUCGGAAGUCCUGCCUUCGUCGGAUGCCCCACCGUCACCAGAAGCCCUACCCUCGCCGGAAGCCCUACCCCCACCAGAGGUCUCGUCCUCGCUUGAAGUCACGUCCUCGCUUGAAGUCACGUCCUCGCCUGAAGUCGUCCAAUUCGUCACUACUAUCCGUGAUCAGACAUGCCGAUGUAUUGCUGAACUCUCAGACCAGCAGUUGAUACUCCCGGGAAUACCGCCUAUGAUCACUAAUGGUGAACGACUUUACGAGGCUAAUCUACGUCUCAUUCUGCGUCACUUGAAAUAUGUCAACAAAGUUUGCAAACGUCAAGGCACCCUUGACUCUUCUACCGCGGUCUUGCAGCACCGCGCUGUAAUCAAACAACUUCAUGACAUGGACGGCUGGCCUGCGAAGAUGUCCUUACCCUUCGACAUACCCGAAGGCAUCAAGGAAAUUGCGAAGACAGCCUCUACAGCUGAAGAAUUGAGACAACUAUUGGACGCGUCGUGGCCAUCCAGCAAUACCUGCACCACCGGGAACGACAAAUCCAUCUCAACCGAGUCUCGCAUGAAAGAGAACAUAGUUGUCAAUGAUGGCAUCGCUUUCCACUUCCAGGGAGAGAGCGGUGAGGUUGCCUUGAACCGGUUGCCCACAAGUGAACUUCAGACAUUCCGAUUCAGACACGCAUUAGGUUCGCUUCACGCGAAAUCUUAUGGCAUCGACAAUGUCACACAGGAGAAUCUAGCGACCUCCUUUCCAAUUCGAUGUCAAGAUCUGACGCAUUCCUGCUUCUUGAAGUGGAGCGGUGAGACACUGGAGGAGUUCAUUCGCGGCGUGGAAGUCGAGGAUGUCAAGCUUGACAACAAAUUGAGAUGGCUGGCGCUCCUUCGACAACCUGAAGCCAUUGCAUUCCUCGGCAGGUGGCCUUCUCCAACAAAAUUGAAAGCUUUCAUGCAUAUACACCGUCUUGAGUGGGUCGUUCGAGUACGCGGCAGGUGGGACUGGGAGAUUAAGAUUGCCGACGCUCAGAAGUCUGCUAACCAGCACAUCAUCAGAGUCGGGCCUCCCUCUGCCAUGACUGAGCCUUCCAUCGAGAGCGAUGCUGACAGUGGUAUGGAUCAAGAUGGUUUUACCAACCUUCGGGCGAAGGACCAUGCUGAGGGACAUGAUAAGAACACGCUCCUCGAAUCUGUCAGUGUUGAUGAGAAGGCUACCGCCGACAAGACUUCCAGCGAACAACUUGUUUCUGGUAUCUCAGACAUGAACGGGACUUCGAGGGGACAUUUCGUUGCAACGGAACCUUCUGUCACAGCCUCUGACACUCCCUCCUGGUCUGUCACGGCGAUCCUUACUGGCGCUGCCACCUCAGCAACAAUCGUUUCCAUAUUUUGCCCAGCUCUUGCGGCUGUGUUGCUCUAUUUUGGCAUAUCGUGGGCCAAGUCCAGGCUCUACCGAUGA